Molecule: messenger RNA, 528 nt
Organism: Olea europaea var. sylvestris
Lineage: Eukaryota; Viridiplantae; Streptophyta; Magnoliopsida; Lamiales; Oleaceae
Product: selenoprotein K-like
Exons: 4
Coding region: 1-378 (125 amino acids)
Biological process (GO): calcium ion transport; endoplasmic reticulum calcium ion homeostasis
Cellular component (GO): Golgi apparatus; endoplasmic reticulum membrane
Source: RefSeq, a predicted model, not a curated record
AUGCUAUUGGAAGAUUUAAAGCAACAAGAUUCCCGGACGGAGUGUGUAUAUGUGCAUCUUGCUGUCAUUGGCUUGAUAAAGUUCUAUGUUGGUGUCGUCAAAUCUAAGAGAUCAAUAUGGCGAUUACGGACAAUUACAGAUGUCUUUUGGGCCAUUGUUAACUUCAUUGGCGUGUUCUUCACUACAAUGUUUUCGAUGGAAAAAUCUGAUGCUUACAGGAAAGGAUCAGGCGCCAGCAAGAAAUGGGAUGCUGGUGGUACAGGAGGUCCUGGAGGCGGUCCAUACAGUGGGGGUCCACGUGGGCCUCCCCGUGGAUUAGACAAUGUUCGAGGGAUUGACCACAAUUCUCUUCCUGCUUGUGGCUCUUGUUGUGGGUGAGGUGCCAAAGGUAUCAGCACUACUGCCAUCACUGUUGAGAAAUUUUCUUGAACCGGUAAAUAUUGUUAGUGUUACGUAAAAGUUCUAUAUUCUGGAUGCGACUGGGUCCCAGCAUGUAACCAAGUCCAGUUUUUUAUGGGAAAAACCACA